Closterium sp. Yama58-4 is the source of this 1776-nucleotide messenger RNA. The record is from the annotation of a GenBank genome assembly. Lineage: Eukaryota; Viridiplantae; Streptophyta; Zygnematophyceae; Desmidiales; Closteriaceae.
AUGGCGACCGACAGUGCGGUUCAGAGGGGCAACGGUUCGGUGCAGACGCCAUUGUCUUCUCAGCAGCCAGCCCAGCCGCCCUCAGAACCCACCGCCUCCGACCGCUCGCCCCCAUCACCGUCUCUCGCGCACCGCCUGCUCUCGCGGCGACGAGCCCCGCAGGUACAGGGCGAGGGGCGGGGGAAGCGCGCAGCGGGAGGGGGGAACCGCAGGAGAGGCAAAGAUAGCAGCAGCGUGGGCGAAGCAGACAGAAGAACUGACGAGCGGCCGCAGUUGCAACGACCUUCAGUAUUGCCGUCACUGCUGACGUCAGCACCGGGUGGGGCAGCAGCCCUGAACCGAAGGCUCGUGGAGGCCACGUGCCUUGCUGACGUCAUGCAGGUGGUGGCGAAUGAGAUGGCUCGCCUGCCCCCGCGGCCUGAAUGGCACGUGGGGGGUGUAGGUGCAGUGGACAGCGGCACAGGGGUGGGUGGCCACGGGAAAGGGGGGAGGAGGAGCAGGGAAGAGGAGGAGGCAGAGGAGGAGGAGAUGGAGGAGGAGAGGAGGGAGACGGAGAGAAGGUGGGAGGAGGCAGCUGCGUGCUCCCUCUUCUCGCCAAUCAACGCAGUCACCGCUCUGCACCGCAUUGCACGCCACAUGCAAGCGGAGGGCAUGUCCCCGCCCUCCCGUCUGGCCCUGGCACGCACUCCCCCCCUGCGCCUGCUCGUUUCUGCCGCCCUCCCCGCUGUGUGCGCCGCCCGCUGCAACGCACAGACCCUCUCCAACCUCGCAUGGGCGCUCGCACGCAUUGGGGGCGCAGGGGGGGGCGCGGGGGACAUGGUUGGGGGGGGGAGGGCGGAGGGGGGAGUAGGUGGGCGCGGGGUUGGAGGACGGCGCACAUGGGUGUAUUCGGAGGAGUUGGAUGCGGUGGCAGCGGCAGUGCUGCCCAUACAGCACACACUCGCCCCGCAGCACGUGGCCAACAUCGCUGCUGCCUUCGCCCUCGCCCGCCACCUCCCCCCACCCGCUCUUCUCCCCGCCCUCGCCCACCAAGCCUGCCUCGCGCUCCCCCCGCUCCCCCCCUCCUUCCCAACCACCCCCGCCCACCCCAGCGGCCGCGCGGUGCUGUCGCCCCACGAGCUGUCCCAGCUGCUGUGGGCCUUCGCCUGCCUGCACCACCCGCUGCCCCCCGCCCUCUCCCGCGCCCUUAACCGUGCAGCUGCCACUUUCUCUCCAUCCCCGCUCCCCCACACCUCCCAAUCCCCCCCCAAGCAGCGCACCACUGCUUUCUCCCACCCUCCGCCCUGCCCACUGUCGUGCCUGCAGGCGUGGUCGCCCCAGCACGUGGCGAACAGCGUGUGGGCGCUGGCCGUGCUGCAGCACACCCACGGGGCGCUCUUCCAUGCGCUCUGGGGGGAGUUGCUCCGCCGCCGGGCGCAGUUCUGUGGAGAGGGGGAGGAGGGGGAGGCGGAGGGGGAGGGGGCGGAAGGGGAACAGAGGGCUAGAGUGGGGGAGCGGCAUCUGAGUCAGCUGUUUCAGGUGGCGGUGACACUCAGGGCGGAGGGGGCAGGGGGUGCAGUGGAAGGGGGGCGAGAGGGGCAGGGGGAGGAGGGCGAGCAGGCGCGUGGUGGGGGGAGCGGAGGGGUGAGAAGAGGGCAAGAGGCGGGUGCUGGGGGGGCGGGAAGGGGAGAGGGAAGACACGAGCAGGAUGCAGAUUGGGUGUGGGAGGAGGGGGCCCGGGGCGCCGCAUCGCAGUGGAGGUGGACGGGCCCUCACACUUCACCCGAAACACUCUGA